Molecule: messenger RNA, 2108 nt
Organism: Cynara cardunculus var. scolymus (artichoke)
Lineage: Eukaryota; Viridiplantae; Streptophyta; Magnoliopsida; Asterales; Asteraceae
Product: plant intracellular Ras-group-related LRR protein 4-like
Exons: 4
Coding region: 221-1939 (572 amino acids)
Molecular function (GO): protein binding
Source: RefSeq, a predicted model, not a curated record
AAAUCUUCAGACAUCACAUUUACAGUGAAGAUGUAAAAACACACACACCCACACUUGCACUUUUGUUCAAAGUCUCUGAAUUUCCCGUCGAACCAAACACCGACUCUCUUCUCUCUCUCUCUCUAACUCUCUCUCUCCACCGUAAAACGCCCUAGCCGCCGCUCCUACUUUCUACCAAUUCUCCAGGAUAAGACUACUCCGAGAAUAAAGGAGUAGGAAAAUGGAAUCUUCUGCAAAAUCAGUAGAUGAGGUGGUUGAAGAGAUAAUGAGAACUCAUAGAUCUCUUCCUCCAAGGCCUGGAAUUGAGGAUGUUGAAGGUGCGAAAAUACUGAUCCGAAAUGCAGAUAGCGAACUACAGUCAAGGCUGGAAUCUAUUGCUAAGCUAAAGAAGCGAAAAGACGUUCCUGACGAACUAUUCGGUGUCUUGGUAGAGAUGCAAAAGCAUUUAGUCCAUUUUCAGACCAUGGAACAGAAGAGAGAAGCAGUUAAAUUGCUAGAUCUCGAAAACUACCAUCUUGUAUUUGAUGAAAUGAUUCAAAGGGCUUCCAAAUGUGUUGUUCCAUCUGGUAGUGAUAAUAAUAUUCCAUCAGUUGCUUCGACUUCAAGCAGCAUUUCGUCUUUGACAAAUUCAGCUUUCUCUGGUGCAAAUUUUAGUGGCAACCCCUCCAGCACUGUGAGUGUGACUCCAGUAUCGACUUUUAGCUUGUACUAUGACAAGGAGCCUGUUAAAACUUCUGAGUUGUUCACUCGAGAUGAUAGUUAUCUCCAGAAGUCACAGUCUACUAUUCAUGGUGAUGGGAUUGGAAGAGUGCUUCGAAUGAGUGAUACUUCAAGGCCCAUGAUUGUGGAUUCCACUCUAAAACCUACCAUUACUUCUGGUCAAGAUGGUGAGAAAUUGAGUCUUAUAAGGCUUGCUAGUCUGAUCGAAGUAUCUUCUAAAAAAGGAGCUAAAGACCUCAACCUUGGGAGUAAAUUGAUGGACCAAAUCGAAUGGCUUCCUGAUUCAAUAGGGAAGUUAUCUAGUUUAAUUACACUAGAUCUAUCAGAAAAUAGGCUUGUCGCCUUGCCAUCUUCCAUCGGAGGUCUUUCAUCAUUGACAAAACUAGAUCUGCAUUCUAACAAAAUCUUGGAACUCCCAGAAUCCAUAGGAGAUCUGCUUAACUUGGUCCAUCUUGAUCUAAGAGCAAACCAGUUGACAUCUCUGCCUGCAACUUUUGGUAGAUUAUUCCAUCUUCAAGAGCUUGAUUUGAGCUCAAACAACAUCUCAGUUCUUCCCGAGUCUGUGUGUUCACUCAGCAGUCUGCAGAUACUCAACAUUGAAACUAACAAUAUCGAAGAGCUCCCACAUGCAAUUGGUCAAUGCUCCUCCCUCAAAGAGCUUAUUGCAGACUAUAACAAGCUGAAAGCCCUACCAGAAGCCGUAGGAAAGAUCGAGUCCUUGGAGAAACUAUCUGUUCGUUACAAUAACAUUGGUAGGUUGCCAACCACGAUGUCAUCCCUAACAAGUCUAAAAGAACUUGAUGUGAGUUUCAACGAGCUUGAAUCAGUGCCCGAAAGCUUGUGUUUUGCUACCAGCCUCAUAAAAAUCAACGUCAGCAACAACUUUGCAGAUCUAAGAUUCCUGCCAAGAUCCAUUGGGAACCUUGAGAAUUUGGAAGAGUUGGAUAUGAGUAACAACCAGAUAAGAAUCCUUCCUGAUUCUUUUCGUAUGCUAUCAAAGUUACGGCUCCUUAAAGCUGAAGGGAAUCCUUUGGAAUUACCACCACAAUCUAUACUCGAUCAAGGCGCCCAUGCUGUGAUUCAGUACAUGAAUGAGCUCCAUGAGAAGAAGGAAGUGAAAGCACAACCAGUGAAACAGAAGAAAUCUUGGGCCCAGAUAUGUUUCUUUUCAAGGACAAACAAACGCAAGCGUAAUGGCAUGGACUAUGUAAAGACCUAAUUUCCUCCACCUGGAGCUUCUUUCUACAGGUAAUAAAUCCACAUAAAACCCAUUUCUCAUUUCAUAUUGCUUACUCUGUAAAUACACUUACUGCAGAAUAGCGGCAUUUCUAUGCCUCGUAGAAUUACCGCUGGUAUCAAAUUUUACAAUAUUUCCCUUUUUUUACCCA